GGCAACAAAGACAAAAAGUCCCUUUUGCCCCUCCUAUCCACUCCCACGGUCCCACCAGGCAUGCUCGGCCGGCUCGCGCAUGGAAUCGUGACAUUCGUCCUUCCGCCGACGGACUCCGGCGAGGCGGGGGCUGGCUGAAGAGCGCCAUCUUGAUCUGUGGGGUCGUCGGGGAGCUCACCGUCGGCGGGCGGGGCCAGGUCGCGCGGCAGGGAGCUGGACCAGACGGCGUCAGCUUCAGCCGCGGCGCGGAAGGCCGGCGAGAUCGCGGCGGCGCGGUCCGGUCCGGCGAAGCCGACAGGAGGUCCUCCGGCGUUUCACGAUUCUUCCGCUCUCGGUCUUAGGGGUGGGGGAUGACGGCGGAGGGGAAGAGCGGGGUGCGGCGGUGGCUCGUCGACAUCAGCAGCUGGCGCCCCUCCUCCGCCCAGUUCGACGCUGCAGCCGCCCUCCUGCCGCCGCACGAGCGCCCCGCCAUCUCCAGGUUCGUGAAAGAGGACGACAGGAAGCGGGCGCUCGUCAGUCGUCUGCUGCAGUACUCGCUCGUGCACCAUCUUCUCCACAUCCCGUUCCACCAGAUCAACAUAUGCCGCACAGCCGAGGGGAAACCGUACCUAAAGAAUAAUUGUUCAGACUUCCCGAACUUCAACUUCAGCACCUCGCACCAGGGAGACUAUGUCGGCAUUGCAUCAGAACAGCUUUACCUUGUUGGCCUUGAUAUUGUAUCUGUUUCCGAGCCCCAUGGAGAAACCGCCACCGAGUUUGUCAGCAACUUCUCGUCGUACCUCACUGACCAUGAGUGGAACUGCAUCGUUGGUGCUGGCACUCCCAGGGAUGUGCUGACAGAGUUCUACAGGUAUUGGUGUCUCAAAGAAGCAUUUGUCAAAGCCGUAGGUGCUGGCAUUGGGUUUGGGUUGCGUCGACUUGAAUUCCACCAUGAAGACUGGACUAACAUUUCCAUUUGUAUUGAUGGUGAAGUGUCUAAGAAAUGGAGAUUCUGGCUUUUCAAACUUGAUGAAACACACUUGGCAUCUAUAGCAAAAGGGCAUCCAGAGGAUGGUAUAAACAGCUUCAAGAAAACAUUGUCCAAUGUGAUUAUUGCAGAGAAACAGUUAUCUUCUGCACUAUAUAGUCCAGAAGAAGCUUUUACUUUGCGUACAGUGGAACAGCUUACACAAUCAUCAUAGGGGUAAUUGGCUAACAGGUAUCAGGCAUUCUUGACAUCUACAGUCACCUACAACAGCAGGACCAUAUAAUAGAUGUCUGAAUAUGUUCCCAGCACUCCAGGCUCCUAAUAAUCUAAUAUACAGCCACAUGUCAACCAUGGAAGGUCUUGUUUUACAGCUUCAUCAUGAAAAUUAGGGAAGAUGCAUCUCUUCUAUUACAGAAAGUGGUGUUGUAGCCUUUGGUUUUCUAUGACAGAAGACCAUACCAGGAGCACGAGGUCUUUCUAUUGGCUUGGGAGGACCUUGUAGGCCUACUCUCCAUUCCUCCAGUCAUGUAGUGCCAUGGGGAUAGACAUUGGCGUGCCAUACGUUGACAAAAAAAGGGAAUUUCUCUUGUAAAUGAGAGCAAUAUACCAUCUUUAGAGAUUUGACACACAUGAAUAUGAGUGACAGCGGAGGUCUAUUUUACGAUGAAUUCAGUCUGCUCAUAAUGAAGUGCAGUUGUCAGUUGAUCA
This is a messenger RNA of Sorghum bicolor (sorghum), 1675 nucleotides long. RefSeq names its product L-aminoadipate-semialdehyde dehydrogenase-phosphopantetheinyl transferase. Lineage: Eukaryota; Viridiplantae; Streptophyta; Magnoliopsida; Poales; Poaceae. Bases 351 to 1181 code for a protein of 276 amino acids. The transcript is spliced from 5 exons. The record is from RefSeq and is a predicted model, not a curated record. Gene Ontology annotation, molecular function: holo-[acyl-carrier-protein] synthase activity; magnesium ion binding. Gene Ontology annotation, cellular component: cytosol.